Drosophila willistoni is the source of this 3050-nucleotide messenger RNA. RefSeq names its product ATP-binding cassette sub-family F member 1. Lineage: Eukaryota; Metazoa; Arthropoda; Insecta; Diptera; Drosophilidae. Gene Ontology annotation, molecular function: ATP binding; ATP hydrolysis activity. Bases 127 to 2862 code for a protein of 911 amino acids. The transcript has 2 exons. The record is from RefSeq and is a predicted model, not a curated record.
GAAAAAAAAUACCAGAAGUAGAAAACACUUUUGCUCUGUGGAGUUUUCCCGGAUUGCGGAAAUAAGGAUUACAACAGAACCGAAACUCAGGAUCAAAACAGAGUACAAAAUCCGGAUUAAAACAGAAUGUCAAAGGCCAAAAGUAAAAAGAAGCAACAGCAGUUGUUCGACGAUGACGACGAACAACAGUUGGAGAAAGUGCCAGAGAAGAAGCAAACGGCCAAGAAGGGUGGCAAGAAAGGCAAACAACGUGGCGGUGACUCUAGCGAUGAAGAGCCCACGCGCCAGGAGGCAGACGAGCUUGAAAGCAUAGCCUCCUCCAAUCAAAGCAAGCAGCAACAAAAGAAAUCUGCAAAGAAAAGUAAAAAGGGUAAAAAGAAUGAUGACUGGAGUGAUCAAGAUGAAGAUGAAAAGCCCAUUGGCAAGCAAAAGCAACAUGAAGUGGAAGAUCUUGAUGACGAUGAUGAGGUGGAAGCUGCUCGUCCAGCAGCCAAAAAACAGCAGCAGCAGAGUAAGAAAAAUAAGAAAAACAAAAAGAAGGCGCAAUCUGGAUUCAGUGAUGAUGAUGAGCCAACGCCAGACCUAGAACUCGAAGUGCAAUCGGAAGAGGAAGAGUCAGACGCUGUUCCAGAGAUAGCCAAGAAAUCAAAGAAGAAGCAGCCGAAAAAUAAAUUCCAGGCGAAGGAGGAGGAGGAGGAGGAUGAGUUAGAAGAUGAACUGGACGAGGAAGAUGACCUGGAGCCAGAGGAAGAAGUCAAGCCAGCGCCCAAGAAGACCAACAAACAGCAGAAGAAGAAAGCCAUUGCCGUGAGUGAAGAUGAGGAAGAAGGCGAAGCUCAACCCGCUGUUGAGGUGGUAGAUCCGGUAAAGAAGCAGGAAUCAACUAAUGAAGCGGAGGCAAGACUAAAUGAGAAAGUAGCGGCCAUAAAGCUAGAAGAAUCUACAGUAGUUACACCCGAACCCGAAGCGAUAGUCGAAGAAGAAGCUGAAGCCGAAGAGGAGAAAGAUUCUCAACAAGUGGAUAACAAGGAGAAGAAACUCACUCAUAAGGAGAAAAAGAAGCAAAAGAAGCAACAAGAAUAUGAACGUCAAAUGGAGUUAAUGACCAAAAAGGGUGGUUCUGGCCACUCGGACUUGGAUAAUAAUUUCACUAUGUCCCAAGUGCAAAAGAGUGCAGGUCAACAGGCUGCAUUGGAGCAUGCUGUAGAUAUUAAAAUUGAGAAUUUCACAAUUUCGGCCAAAGGUAACGAUCUUUUUGUGAACGCCAAUCUAUUGAUUGCACAUGGUCGUCGCUAUGGUCUGGUGGGACCCAAUGGUCAUGGCAAGACCACUUUGUUACGUCAUAUAGCCACACGAGCCUUUGCCAUUCCGCCGAACAUUGAUGUGCUGCUGUGUGAGCAGGAAGUGGUGGCUACCGAUAAGACAGCCAUUCAGACCAUUUUGGAGGCAGAUGUACGACGCACAGAGCUCUUGAAAAAGAGCGAAGACCUGGAAAAGCAAUUUGCUAACGGUGAUUUAACCGUCCAAGAAGAGUUAAAUGAUACAUUUGCCGAACUGAAGGCCAUUGGCGCCUAUUCCGCCGAGGCCCGGGCGAGACGUAUCUUGGCUGGUUUGGGUUUCAGCAAGGAAAUGCAGGAUAGACCCACUAAUAAGUUCUCCGGCGGAUGGCGUAUGCGUGUUUCUCUGGCCAGGGCCCUGUAUUUGGAACCUACCCUCCUAAUGCUCGAUGAACCGACCAAUCAUCUCGAUCUUAAUGCUGUCAUUUGGUUGGAUAACUACUUACAGGGUUGGAAGAAGACUCUUCUCAUUGUUAGCCACGACCAGAGUUUCUUGGACAAUGUGUGCAAUGAGAUCAUCCAUUUGGAUCAGAAAAAACUCCAAUACUACAAGGGUAACUACUCUAUGUUCAAGAAGAUGUUUGUGCAAAAGCGUCGUGAAAUGAUCAAGGAGUAUGAGAAACAAGAAAAACGACUGCGUGAACUCAAGGCACAUGGUCAGAGCAAGAAGGCAGCUGAGAAAAAACAAAAGGAAUCGCUAACCCGCAAGCAGGAGAAGAACAAAUCGAAACAGCAGAAACAGGACGAGGAUGAGGGUCCACAGGAGCUGUUAGCACGUCCUAAGGAAUACAUUGUGAAAUUCCGUUUCCCAGAGCCUUCACAGUUGCAGCCACCAAUUUUGGGCGUGCAUAAUGUAACAUUUUCCUUUCCAGGCCAAAAACCUCUGUUCAUUAAGGCAGACUUUGGCAUUGAUCUGACCAGUCGUGUGGCCAUUGUUGGCCCCAAUGGUGUGGGCAAAUCCACUUUCCUAAAGUUGCUUCUCGGCGAACUGGAACCGCAAGAGGGAGAACAGCGUAAGAACCAUCGACUACAUGUUGGUCGAUUCGAUCAGCAUUCGGGCGAGCAUCUGACAGCCGAAGAAUCCGCUGCCGAGUAUUUGCAGCGCCUUUUCAAUUUGCCCCAUGAGAAGGCACGCAAGGCCCUGGGAUCUUUUGGCCUGGUCAGCCAUGCGCAUACCAUCAAAAUGAAGGAUCUUUCUGGUGGACAAAAAGCUCGUGUUGCUUUAGCUGAACUGUGCCUUAGUGCGCCCGAUGUGCUCAUUCUUGAUGAGCCUACAAAUAAUCUGGAUAUUGAAUCGAUUGAUGCGCUCGCAGAGGCCAUCAAUGAGUAUGAGGGCGGUGUCAUCAUCGUCUCUCACGAUGAGCGUCUUAUACGUGAAACUGGCUGUACUCUCUAUGUCAUUGAGGAUCAAACCAUCAAUGAAAUUGAUGGCGAAUUUGAUGACUAUCGUAAGGAGGUGCUCGACUCACUGGGCGAAGUGGUCAACAAUCCUAGUGUGGUUGCCAAUGCAGCGGUGCUGCAAUAGCCUCAGUUUUGAAGCGUAAUGUGUUUGUCUAUAGUUGUUAUUUGAAUGCCGAAACGGAUAGAUAGAUAGCCUGUUUUUUGAUACCAUAUAAAUAUAUAUAUAUAUAUACAACACACACAAAUGAAAUUUUAUGUGAGAAUAUGCUAAUAAAAAUUGAAUUCUCGUUUUUGAAAAAAGGGCAAUCCUUA